Owenia fusiformis is the source of this 3429-nucleotide messenger RNA. The record is from the annotation of a GenBank genome assembly. NCBI's taxonomy places the organism in Eukaryota, Metazoa, Annelida, Polychaeta, Sabellida, Oweniidae.
ACGUGAUCGAAAUUAGUGAAGGCGUUUUUCUUAUGUGCUCCUACUUUUUCAUCAAUUUAUACGUUUUCUACAUUCAUCUACCGGUAUUCGACAGGAUAUUUAAUCGUCGGAAUACUCAAGGAACACUAUGAUAGCAUCGUGGAUUAAAUCCAACAUUAUGGUGAGGAAUAUAAACAAUUUGAAAUAUUGGUAGGACUUCUUUUUCACAUUCUAGUGACGCCAUAUUGUUUUUACAUCACGCAUCACUCACACUCAAGGCCACGCCAGUUGUUGUUGUUGUUGUUGUCCAGUGUGGCUGGAUAUAUGCGUCGCUGAAAUCGUAUCGCCUUUCAUGUCACUAUAAGCCACGCAAGCAUGCCACGACAUUCGAUCCAUGUUGAUCCCGAUAUAGAAAUAGAGGAUAGUGACAAUGAAACAUCUUCCGCUUCAGACGGUUCCGAGGAUACUGGUACGCCUUACGCAACACAAACGGAAGCCGGCAUUUUACAACAUUUACGGGACGAUUUCGGGUCUUUAACCAAGCCCUUGUUCAUAGCAAAACUUAAGGACGUCCAAAGUUCUGAUGAUUUACUCUCGAUUCGUGAAGCAUUAUACGACUAUGCACGGAUAAACAAACGCAACACCAUGCCGCCUGGCGUUUUAGUGCGUAGACUAUCACGGAGUAACAAAGGUGAUGUCUCUGAUAAACUAGCAUUAGAUAUUUAUACGCUAUUCAUGUUCAUCGAAGGUGCUGCCAACAUAUCUGAUGUGAAAAGUAUGAUCAACUCGAAAUCCUCACGAAAACCAAUUACAAAAAAAGCUUCAUUUCUCAAUAUUAACGAUACGACUUCAUCUGACACUGCCCUCACCGUCCUCACGCACAUAAUGGAUUUAAAAACCUUAGUAACAAAUGAGUUGAUCGAAAUAAAAUCGGAUAUGGCCAAGAUUAACAAAACAAAAGCUGAUGCUAUCAAGAAUGAUCUUGAUAUUACCCGAAAUGAACUGAACCGUACCAAAGAUUCAGCACAGCAGCUCAAAUCAGAGCUCAGGUUGGCAAACAAAACUAUUAAAGAUCAAAGCAUCGAAAUAGAAAACCUUAACAAAACAGUCUCAGAUAUGAAGAAAUCUCUAAUCAAGAGUAUGAAUUCCAUUCAAGAUAAACUCCAUAACGUGGAAAAACGUUCGUUAACCUCUUGCUCGCAACACUGUGCCACCAAUUCAUCCACAGCAAUACGAUCACGUCCACAUAGUGAACCUUCACGCACUGAUGUAGUUGUUACCAAACAUGCCUCAGUCUGGGAUAUACCUUCAACUUACACUGGCACUAGUGUUCAACCGCAACACUCCUAUGCACAUAAAGCAGGAGAUAACACACUGAUCUCUACAUGCUCGUCUUCUUCAUCUACUACUUCAAUUACUCAUACCUCAGCUGCUUCUGGUAAUCUUAGCGCUACGUCAGCUAUGCCGGAGCAUGUCACCCCGUCUGUCAUUCCAACCACAGUUCCUGCCCCAUCACUCGCAGCUGUAAGCGCUAAUGCCACUUCUACAGACCGUGAGCAGACAACGUCACUCUGCAGCUACAGUAACCUACGCGCCAACAAUGACGACUCUACAUCUUCAAACAAUGCUGGUAUCUCCUGUACUACACUUGCCCCGCCAUCCACAUCUAGUGCUAGAAAGCCAUUUCCGACUAAUUUACCCUGGCCACAUAAACAAGUAUCAGAACGAGCACGAAACAAAGCCAGUUCUGUUUCAAAUGUUAGUGCGCGCGUAAGUCAAACUGAUCUCUCAUCUGCUAAACCCAAAUCUAAUAAUACAGAUUUCAAAGGCUCUUCUAUUAAGAGUGUCAUUAAUACUACUUCGAAGACAUCAUCAGCUGAUAAUCUUAAUGCAAAUUAUGAGGCUCGUUAUUUUAAUGAGGUGGCGUCAGUUGAUGAUGACUUUCAAGGUGUUAUCUCUCACAGACGUAAUACUAAACGUUUGGCUCUAGCAUAUGUGAAAUCCGUUCCUUACGACCAACUUCGUUCUUCUCUUACACGUUAUGCUGAAUCCCGCGGUGUAACUGUUACAUGGCUCAGAGUAAUGGCUCGUAAACAAGCUGGAUCAGAAAACGAAUGGCUACUUGUCCGAGUAAAUGUCAUCGCUUCGGAUUUCAAGAAAGCCUUGCAACACGACUUUUGGCCAAGAAAUGUCGUUUGUAGAGAAUGGGUUUCAAAACCAAUGCAUGAUAAAUCCAAACUUAGUCCUCAUCACGAUGACUGGCAUACCAACGCGCACGAAGGCGAUUAUAGCAACAAUGCAUAUCAUGAUGACAAUUCAUAUUAUGGCCCAUAUCUCGACAGAUACGACGACACAGGAUUUUAAACCUAAAAUGUCAAUGUACAGUGUAUUACUCUUAUUAACAUGUACUGUUUUCCUUAUCCAUGCAUUACUUACUGCUCGCAUAAUUUUACCUUAUUUUAUGAAUAGCCAUUUAAAAAUUGCAAACUGGAAUUGCAGAGGUGUCAUGUCUAGUAGCCCAUAUCUCAUGAAUUUAUUGAAAUCAAACGAUAUCAUCACUUUAACCGAACAUUGGCUAUGCCCUGAUAACAUCUCAUUUCUAGAUUCAUUAGAUCUCAAUUUCACGGCAAUUGGCAUAUGCGACGAAAGUUUGUCAAUCAGAGUAAAUGAGCGCAACUGUCGCGGUUACGGCGGAGUUGCUAUUUUAUACAGGAAUUCUAUGCUUGUCAAAAAGAAAAUCAUACACGGUGACAGGAUAUGUGGCAUUGAACUUAUUCAUUCUGAGGGAUAUAGUAUUUUUAUCUUUGCAGUAUAUUUACCGGCAGCUAAUCACGACAUUGCUGUUUUUAAACAAUGGAUUGACACUCUGUAUGAAUUAUACGCCACCUAUGCUGACUCUGGGUUAGUCAUUUUCUCUGGUGAUUUCAAUGGUCACUUAAGUUCCGCUAGUGGACCUCGAUGUGAUGUCUCGAAUGACAGAGGUAAUAUCCUCGAGAAUUGGGCUUUUGACUGCAACUUGGUAUCUGUCAACUCUCGUGAUAUUACUUCUGGACCUCGAUUCACUUACGCCAGUCAUUGCGGGAAACAUAAAACAGGUAUAGAUCACAUUUUUAUACCAAAUUGUAAACUUGACUUAGUCAACGAGUGUGCCGUCUUAGACGAUCAUUUCUUGAAUGUGUCUGAUCAUCUUCCCAUUGUUCUGGUUGUCAACAUCACGUUACCCUAUAUUAAGCUUGAUUCAUGUACUUCGCGCAAUGUUACCAGAUGGCGUAAAGCCAAUUCCGAGCAACUCGACUUAUAUUCCAACAUGGUUACUGAUCAUAUUUCACAUUAUGAAAAUGUACCAUUAGAUUCCAUAGAGCAAAUUGAUAGUGCCGUCUCUAAUCUAAGCAGUGUUUUAACACAGUGCAGCAACAAAGUUAUUCCCAAGUCAAAAUUUCGUAAAUUCCU